UUAGGCUCAGUGUUUGCAUCUCCCUCUUUGGAACGGAGAAAUGGAGCUUCUUCAGAGCCUCCUGCUGGGGUUGAUUGGAGUUAUAGGGAUUCCUUCCCUGUUUCUUCUCUCCUGGGUGAUUUAUUAUGAUCUUUCCAGGAGUAAAAUUCCAUCUGGAUUUGACAGUCCAUUAAAACUUCGAGGUCUUCACUGCAGUAAUCAAGAGUUUUGUCUGCUCUAUGUAGAUGACAUAUUGUAUGCUUGCAAAACAGACAAACUAAAAGGUUUGCUAAGCAAUUGUCAAGCGUUACUUACGGAAAAACUGGGCAUUUGCCACUUACAUGAAACCCUUCGAAUUCUCAUAGAAGGAAUACCACCAAAGAAGAACUCAAGGCUAAUCAUCAAAGAUCUGGUUUUUGAUGAGGUGCCAGUGAGAUUGUACUGUCUCAAUUCACCACUUUCUGAGAACAGGAGAGGAAUUGUCUAUCUGCAUGGAGGUAUUGGAGUACUCGGAAGCAUCCGAUCAAGUGAAAGAUUCAGUCGCUGCCUUGCCUUAGAAAGUGACUCAGUGGUUGUGAGUGUUGGCUUCCGUUUAGCUCCUGAGCACCUGUUUCCAGUCGCAAUUCAAGACUGUUGUACUGCUGCAACCCACUUUUUGAAGAAUGCAAAGGAAUACGGGGUGGACCCCAGCCGCAUUGUUAUUGGGGGGGAUAGUAGUGGGGGCACUUUUGCAGCUGCUGUUUGUCAAAUCUUGGUGGCAAGAAAGGAUAUCCCAAGAGUGCGAGCUCAGUUCCUGAUCUACCCAUUCCUCCAAGCAGUGGACUUCAACUUGCCUUCCCAUCAGCAAAACCAUUCAGUUAUCUUGUUUUUCAACAAAUGGGCUAUCCGACUUGCUACCCAAUUUUUCACAGGGAAGAGGGCCCAGGAUGUGGAUGGGAUACUGAAGGGCUCCCAUGUCCCUGAUGACAUGUGGGUGAAGUACCGAAAAUGGAUUUGUGCUGAUAACAUCCCAGAAGAAUUUAAAGUUAGGGGCUAUAGGCCAAUAGGACGUGCUCCCUUUUCAGAAAAACUUUAUGAAGCAUCCAGAUCAGGUUUGGAGGCAAUGUUCUCCCCACUUAUAGCAGAAGAUUGUGUUAUUCAAGAGCUCCCCGAGACAUUCAUUUUAACCUGUGAAUAUUGUCCCUACCGAGAUGAUGGGUUGUUGUACAAGAAACGCCUGGAAGACAAUGGUGUGCAGGUGACGUGGCAUCAUAUUCCGGAUGGAUUUCAUGGAAUUCUUUUGCUAUUUGGUCAAGGGCCACUUGAAUUUCCGAGUUCAAGGGCAUUCAUGCAACAUUUAAUCAAUUUCUUAGAACGGUUUUAGAAGGGAGCAAAGUGUUUCUUUUCUGCAGUUCUGGUCUUCCACUUCUCUGGAGUUAUACCUCCCCUCUGUUGUUCAGUUGGGAGGCUGGAUUUGUGCCACCCCCUUAGUGGAAAUCCCAGUGACUUGUAUUGUGAAACUAAAAUAGUUCCCCCCCCCCAACUAGAGUGAACCUUGCAUUGUGUAUGACAAACUAUUACUUGAAUUCUGUAUGUCCUUAAAAUUCUCUCUGACUCUCAUGAGAUGUAGGGAGGGGAAGCACAAUCUCUGGGUACCUGAA
Messenger RNA from Zootoca vivipara (common lizard), 1619 nucleotides. NCBI's taxonomy places the organism in Eukaryota, Metazoa, Chordata, Lepidosauria, Squamata, Lacertidae. The record is from RefSeq and is a predicted model, not a curated record.